Soboliphyme baturini is the source of this 414-nucleotide messenger RNA. The record is from the annotation of a GenBank genome assembly. NCBI's taxonomy places the organism in Eukaryota, Metazoa, Nematoda, Enoplea, Dioctophymatida, Soboliphymatidae.
GAUGAUGUUGACUUUAGCAUUUUUAUUGAUAUCAGGUCGUACUAUUUUGGCGACAUAAACCUUAUUAAAGACAAGUUUAUGAAGUCAGAAAUUGAAAAAAGUGAAGGGAUUCCUGUGAGUAAACUGAUGACUUUCAACCGGCUGAAAAAAUUAUCUGAUGACCAGUCCAUGGUUUUGGCGGCCCUUCGGAAAUCAACUAGCGGUUUAUUAGAGAUUGAUGAAGCUGAAUCACGAAUUCGACGAUCACCUUUGAAACCACUACCUGCAGACCCCGCCAAACACUGGCAAACAGUCAGAAUGCGCACAGCUUACGUCGUAAGUAAUCCGAUUAUGCUCAAACUUGACUUAGUUUUCGAACUUUUGCUUCGAUUUGGCAUUGUUUAUAGAAAGGUUUUCCAGAAGACUGCACCUUAG